Condylura cristata (star-nosed mole) is the source of this 960-nucleotide messenger RNA. RefSeq names its product olfactory receptor 7A10-like. The transcript has a single exon. Gene Ontology annotation, biological process: G protein-coupled receptor signaling pathway. The record is from RefSeq and is a predicted model, not a curated record. Bases 1 to 960 code for a protein of 319 amino acids. Lineage: Eukaryota; Metazoa; Chordata; Mammalia; Eulipotyphla; Talpidae. Gene Ontology annotation, cellular component: membrane. Gene Ontology annotation, molecular function: G protein-coupled receptor activity; olfactory receptor activity.
AUGGUACCACACAAUUAUACACAAAUUUCAGAAUUUCUCCUUCUGGGAUUGUCAGAGAAAGCAGAGUUACAGCCACUCAUAUACAUGCUUUUCCUUUUCAUGUACUUGAUCACUAUGUUGGGAAAUCUGAUUAUCAUCCUGGCCAUCUGCUCUGACCCACAUCUCCACAUGCCCAUGUACUACUUCCUGGCAAAUCUCUCCUUUGUGGACAUCUGCUUCACCUCCACCACCAUCCCCAAGAUGCUGAGGAACAUCCAGACACAGAGCAAAGUCAUUGCCUAUGCUGGCUGCCUCACACAGGUGUACUUUUUUCUGCUCUUUGCAUAUCUGGAUGACUUCAUUCUGUCUGCAAUGGCCUAUGACCGCUUCGUGGCCAUCUGUCACCCCCUUCACUACACAGUCAUCAUGAACCCCCGGUUCUGUGGUCUCCUAGCUCUGGUAUGCUGGGUCGCUGGCAUUUUGGCUUCCUUGCUGCAUGGCUUGAUGAUGCUGCGGCUGUCCUUUUGCACAAAUGUGGAGAUCCCCCAUUUUUUCUGUGAACUCAAUCAGGUUGUCCACCGUGCCUGUUCUGACACAUUUCUCAAUGACAUAAUGAUAUAUAUUUCAUUAGUACUGCUGGGUGGUAUACCUCUCACUGCAAUCCUUUACUCUUACUCUAAGAUUGUUUCCUCCAUACGUGGGAUCUCCUCAGCUCAGGGCAAGUAUAAAGCAUUUUCCACCUGUGCAUCUCACCUCUCUGUUGUCUCUUUGUUUUACUGUACAAGUCUAGGGGUGUACCUUAGCUCUGCUGUAACGCACAGCUCAGACUCGAGUGCUAUAGCCUCUGUAAUGUACACGGUGGUCACACCUAUGCUGAACCCCUUCAUCUACAGCCUGAGGAACAAAGACAUAAAGGGAGCUCUGAAAAGAUUCUUUGGGGUCAUAGCUAUGAAAGUGUCCAUUUUUCUGGGUCCAAGGUAA